Messenger RNA from Sander lucioperca (pikeperch), 2637 nucleotides. It is a transcript of the gene b4galt1l, whose product is annotated as DP-Gal:betaGlcNAc beta 1,4- galactosyltransferase, polypeptide 1, like. Lineage: Eukaryota; Metazoa; Chordata; Actinopteri; Perciformes; Percidae. Gene Ontology annotation, molecular function: cytoskeletal protein binding; beta-N-acetylglucosaminylglycopeptide beta-1,4-galactosyltransferase activity. The coding region runs from base 783 to 1940 and encodes 385 amino acids. Gene Ontology annotation, biological process: carbohydrate metabolic process; protein N-linked glycosylation. The transcript has 7 exons. The record is from RefSeq and is a predicted model, not a curated record.
GUGUAAGUAACCGUUUCGUCAGCGCGACACAUUCGUGUCCUGAGGCAGUCUGAGCCGCUGUCUGUCGAGUUACUCCGUUACUUCUUUACGUCGCUGUUAGAAACCAGCAGUUUAUAUUUGUUGAAACUACGUUUUUAAAGUAUUUCUUUGAGCGGGAAACUUUUCAUCUUUUUUUCAGCCGUUUUCUCGUAAAGGACUAAAGAGACACGAAGUUCCUGCGUUGCUAACUCGCGAUAGCAGUUAGCGUCAACACUUUACGUCACUUUAAAAGUGAACGCACGGGGAGCUAAUUUAAGCUAACUGCUAUCUGACUGUGACGUAGCUCAAACUAUUAACAGCACUGUGUGUUGUAAUUCGGCUUCUGUUUUGGGGAACUUUUCGCUGUACUUUGACCCAACUUCGCUGUCUAAAACUCCGGAACUUCCGCGGAAAUGGAGCCUAAAAGUUGACCGUAAGUUAGAGGAACCCUGGCUGGAAGGGCAGCGUCACAUUAAAAGUGAACGCACGAGGAGCUAAUUUAAGCUAACUGCUAUCUGACUAUUACGUAGCUUAAACUAUUAACAGCACUGUGUGUUGUAAUUCGGCUUCUUUUUUGGGCAACUUUUCGCUGUACUUUGACCUAAAAACUGUAAAAACUCCGGAGCUUUCAGGUGAACUUCGGCGGAAAUGGAGCCUUAAAGUUGACAGUAAGUUAGAGGGACCCUGGUGGGAACAGGCAAAGUCACGUUUUCGCCCCAGUUUGCUGAUAACUACUAUCGGAGUUGGUGGAGCAGCUAGGCGGGAUGGCCGGGGACUCCACUGUUAACUUCAGCCUCCUCCACCGGACCUGUAAGCUGGUGGUGCUGCUGUGUUUCCUCCACAUCUCCGUCACUGUCUUCUUCUAUGUCCGGUCUCUGGACAUCCCGUCCGCUUUCGCCCGGAACCAGCAGUCGCAUAGCAACAGCACCACGAUCAGAAACAUCCCAGAAUUAACCCCCGGACUGGCGCUAAAGAUCACCGAAACCAAGAAUCAGAAAGACCAAACCAAGGAGCAGGCAGCCAACGUGAAGAAGGCAGAGGAACCAGAGAAGAAGAAGGCAGAGGAACCAGAGAAGAAGAAGGCAGAGGAACCAGAGAAGAAGAAGCUGGAGAAAUGUCCUGAAACAUCUCCUCUGCUGGUGGGCCCUCUGCGUGUGGAGUUCAACAUGGCGCUGGACCUGCAGCAGGUUGAGAAGGAGAAUCCCAACCUGCGGCCCGGGGGCCGGUCCUGGCCCACGGCGUGCACGGCCCAGCAGAAGGUGGCCAUCAUCAUCCCCUUCAGGAAGCGAGAGGAGCACCUCAAGUUCUGGCUGUACUACCUGCACCCCAUCCUGCAGCGGCAACAGCUGGACUACGGGGUCUACGUCAUCAACCAGGAUGGAGACGAGACGUUUAACCGAGCGAAGCUGCUGAACAUCGGCUACGUGGAGGCUCUGAAGGAGUACGACUACGAGUGCUUUGUCUUCAGCGACGUGGACCUGAUCCCCAUGGACGACCGCAACACCUACAAGUGCUUCAGCCAGCCGAGACACCUGUCGGUGUCCAUGGACAAGUUUGGCUUCAAGUUACCUUAUAAUCAAUAUUUUGGAGGCGUUUCCUCGCUGAGUAAAGAACAAUAUCUGAAGAUCAACGGCUUCCCCAACAACUACUGGGGCUGGGGAGGGGAGGACGACGACAUCUUCAACAGGCUCUCAUCUAAAGGAAUGUCCAUCUCCAGACCGAGCGGCGAGACGGGGAAAUGUCGCAUGAUCCGCCACCAGAGAGACAAACAGAACGACCCCAAUCCUCAGAGGUUUAACCGGAUCGCUCACACCCGAGAGACGAUGCACACAGACGGGAUCAACUCUCUGACGUACCGCGUGGUGAAGGCCGAGAAGUUCCACCUGUACACGCUGAUCACCGUGGACGUGGGGAAACCAUGACGACCGCGCCCACAGCAGUAAAAGUCCCCUGGUCCUGGUCCUGGUUCUGGUUCUGGGUCUCCAGCGGGACGGACUUGUUGUUUUUGCACAAACACGCGGCAGCGAAAAGCUCUGCGUGGUUUCUCUUCAUCUUUCUGCCGGACGCUCGGACACUGCUGCGACACAUCAUGAACAGGCCUUUUAUUUUGAAAAUCACUCAGGCCUUUUAUUUUGAAAAAUCAGUCGGACAAUCAGGUGUUACUGGGUGUCCCGGUGUGGGGGUCUAUCGGUGAGGGAUUGUGGGUAAUAAACAGGGUGGGGUUGGAUCCUCUCUGAUCCAGAUUCUGGGUUUUUAGGUUGUUUUUGAUUUCGAGGCGGUCCAAAAGGCUGGAACCACGCUGUAACCACUUCACUGCUCCUGACCUGACCUCUGACCUCACGGUCUAGAAGACACCAAAUCCUCCUCAGCUCGAGGUCCACUCAGCCGUACGUCUCUGUGUCUGUGUGUGAAAUCAUAAUCAGGAGAUUAAUUCAUGUUUCCUUUCUUUCUUUCUUUUGUUUUUUGAUAAAAAACUUUGAUGUGAUUAAUUUAAAAGCUGCAAAAUGUAACCAAAAAUCUGUUAAUGCAGGGUUUCCCCCGGUGGCGAGGGAGAAGUCCCAGCGUUCCUGUAACGCCCGAUAGUUUCUGUGAUAACAAACGGCAUCGCAAAAUACAGAA